UGAUAGACGCUGAUGUUUUAAAGGAACUUCUUCAUCACAUCUAAAAAUGAUACCAACAAUAUCCUAUAUUCUGAUUUUGGUUUAUCUACAACAGACUUAUGGUAAAAUACAGGAUGGCGCGGUAAGACUUAUCGGUGGACGCUCUUGGGGAGAGGGCAGAGUCUUGGUGUAUCAUAAUGGGGUGUUUGGAACGGUAUGUGAUGACCAUUGGACAGAGAAGGAAGCUCGAGUUGUUUGCAGAAUGUUUUCAAGUAGUUCCAUAGCUAUAGCAAAAGGCAGCGCUUAUUUCGGACAGGGUUCUGGGCCUAUCUGGCUUGACGAUGUGACCUGUAAUGGGAAUGAGUCUAGUAUAACCCAAUGUAGUAACAGAGGUUGGGGAUCACACAACUGCGAUCACAGCGAAGAUGCUGGGGUAGUAUGUAUUGAUCCUUGCGUCAGCAAUCCUUGUCAGAAUUAUGGCGCAUGCCAUGUACAUGCUGACAGUUAUACUUGCUCAUGUAGAAGUGGAUUUACUGGUUCAUUUUGUCAAACAAAUAUCAAUGAAUGUGCAAGUAUUCCCUGCCACAACCAUGGUAUAUGUCAUGACAAUGUCAAUAGCUUCACUUGCACUUGUGCAAAUGGAUACACUGGAAAGAGAUGUGAGAUAGAUAUCAACGAAUGCCAGAGCGAUCCGUGUCAAAAUAAUGGAACUUGUAGAAAUGAUGUAAAUAACUUCACAUGCCUCUGUCAUCCUGGAUUUACUGAUGUAUUAUGUCAAACAGAUAUUGACGAGUGUUCGGGUAGCCCCUGCCACAAUAACGGCUCAUGUAUUGAUGGGAUAAACCAGUUCCAGUGUGCAUGUCUCCCCGGAUUCACGGGUAACCUUUGUGAACGAGCAACCUCUAAGUAUUGUGGCGAGCAAGGUCAUGAUCAGAACACACCCAAUGACUGUGAUCGUAACAUUGAAAAUAUCAAGUUGACGGUGGAUUCCCUUCUACAAGGAAACUUAUCCCAGGCUGAAGUACAGCAUGCAGUUGAUAACACCCUAAAUUCUUUACAAGAAUUCUCUCUGAACACGGAGCCAAGCCCAGCAGAUGUAGACAAUUCUAUAGAUUUACUGGACAAAAUAUUAGAUGUCUCCCAGUCUUCAAACAUCUCUUUACCAAAAGCGGUUGUUGUGACUACUAUAGAUAACCUUCUGGAAGAAAAUCACACCACAGUUUGGAAAGACAGUUCCAAAAGCAAGACAAAUGGAAGAAUGAGUAAAAUUUUGAAGACAGUUGAUAAAUUCGGGCUCCAUAUCUUGGAGAAUGUGAAACAGAAUGAAAGCAUUACGUUCAACUCCACGAAAAAUAUGGUACUGACUGUCGCAAAAAUACCAGCAGAAGAUGAUGUCAUCUUUCCAAAUAACGAGAACACAAGUUCAUCCUUAGUAUUACCUGCGCAAUUACAAAGCUCAAAAGAAAGCAUUCCAUAUUUGGCGGUAAAAUACAAAACCAUAGGAAAUAUUAUGAAUGGAAAUAAAAGAAAGAACAGUACUUCGAACUACAAAGUAGUAUCUGACAUUAUGGCACUAACUUUGAAAAUAAAUUUACACAAAGAAUUACUUAACCCGUCUCUACAACUGAAAAUGUUUAAGAAAAAUCUUCCUAACUCUGUAAGUGAAUGUGCAUUUUGGGAUUUUAAAAGCAAUGACGGAGAUGGCGGAUGGUCAACAAGGGGGUGCAGAACACAUAAUACAAAUGAUCUUUACACACAAUGUGAAUGCGACCAUUUGACCAAUUUUGCAGUUCUGGUUCGACCUUACGUUAAGUUGCACGAUGAAGAAGAGGCUUUGAAUUGGAUAUCUCUCAUUGGGUGCUCGGUAUCUGUUUUCUUUUCCUUUCUGACAGCCAUUGUUUACCUUGUUUUAUGGAAGUCCAUCACCUCAGAAAUCAGCCGGAUGAUUGAUAAAAUAACCGUUCUACUUUGUUUAAGUAUUGCUGCAUCUUAUGCUGCGUUUCUAGGAGGGAUCGAUAAAACCCAAUACAAGGUUGGGUGUACUGUGAUAACGGCCGUUUUACAGUGCUUGUUCCUGAGUAUAUUUUUCCUGAUGUUGGCUCUGGGGAUGUAUUAUUUCGUCAGCGUCUCAUUAAUUAAAAUAUCGUUCUCCAAAGCAACCAAAUUGAAAAGUGACGAAAACACCUUCAGUAAAAUUAUAUGGGGUAUUGUGUUUGUAAUGCCUGUGUUGAUCACUGCUGUAACAUUCGGAAUAAUAUAUUCCUGA
Saccostrea cuccullata (small rock oyster) is the source of this 2245-nucleotide messenger RNA. RefSeq names its product adhesion G protein-coupled receptor E2-like. Gene Ontology annotation, molecular function: calcium ion binding; Notch binding; transmembrane signaling receptor activity. Lineage: Eukaryota; Metazoa; Mollusca; Bivalvia; Ostreida; Ostreidae. The record is from RefSeq and is a predicted model, not a curated record. Bases 47 to 2245 code for a protein of 732 amino acids. Gene Ontology annotation, cellular component: membrane. The transcript has 21 exons. Gene Ontology annotation, biological process: Notch signaling pathway.